AUGUCCUCUUAUCGUCGAAGACACCAUCCUCAUCCUGCUUCACCAGCAAGGACCGCCAGUAACUACCAGCCCCCGCCUCUCGUCCAGUCUCUUACCCGACGAAGUGGUUGCAUCACUCCUCCAUCUCUCGUUCCACAAGAGCUGGACCAGAUAAAAUCGCCCCUGUUCAAGCUUCCAGAAGAGAUUCUGCUUCUGAUCUAUGAACAAGUAAUUGGCAACAACGUCCUGCAUAUUGUUCGACGAGCCAACCAUUUGGGUCAUGCUACGUGUAGCAACAAAAGUUCUGGGAGCCACGACGAUUGCCAAGAUCUCAAAUGCAGAGGAACGAAGCUCCCGAACGGAGUCUCCGUGCAAGAUGGACACGGUCGCGACAGCUUCAUCCCCUUGCUGCAAACGUGCCGAAAAAUAUACGUCGACGCUAUCAACGUGCUUUACACUAGCAAUACGUUUGACUUCGAUUGCAUGGAGUCACUCAUCUCCUUCUCCACAUGCAUCGUUCCUCAUCGAUUCGACUGCAUCCAGAAUGUCCAGCUGGACCUGCGUUUCAACUACUCGCAUUUUUUCUCUGAAGGAACCCCUAGCAACGACUACUCAAGAUGGGAGCGCAUGUGGCGUAUAAUAGGAAGUAUGAAGAGCUUGCAGCACCUCUGGUGCAGGAUCGUCUGGUGGAGAACAGACCUUACCGGUGCUGAAGAAGCACGUUACUUGGGUGAGUUGCUGCAGGUUGGGAAGUUGAGGGUCUUUGAAGUCACUUUACCAGCUUUGAAGUGGAACGAUCCUAAAGACAAGGAACUACAAGGCACAUUUGAGGUAAUCAGAAGACAAUCAAGCAAAUGA
Molecule: messenger RNA, 837 nt
Organism: Mollisia scopiformis
Lineage: Eukaryota; Fungi; Ascomycota; Leotiomycetes; Helotiales; Mollisiaceae
Exons: 2
Coding region: 1-837 (278 amino acids)
Source: RefSeq, a predicted model, not a curated record